This is a messenger RNA of Mytilus californianus (California mussel), 1334 nucleotides long. Its product is annotated as L-threonine dehydratase catabolic TdcB-like. Gene Ontology annotation, molecular function: L-serine ammonia-lyase activity; pyridoxal phosphate binding; threonine deaminase activity. Gene Ontology annotation, biological process: L-threonine catabolic process; L-serine catabolic process. NCBI's taxonomy places the organism in Eukaryota, Metazoa, Mollusca, Bivalvia, Mytilida, Mytilidae. The coding region runs from base 152 to 1138 and encodes 328 amino acids. The transcript is spliced from 7 exons. The record is from RefSeq and is a predicted model, not a curated record.
UAGAGAAGAAAUGAAGAGAAGGUGAAAAAUUGUGGCUUAGGAUUCCGAUCAUGUAACUUUAAUCAGUGACGUAGACAGUUCAAAAUAUAGGAUAAUUUCAAUAAACAGUGCGCCAGUACACAGUGGAGAAUCUUUAUAGGAUUUUAACACAAUGCCUUCUGAAGAUGGACUUAUUACUUUAAGAGAAAUUGAAGGUGCAAGGAAGAACUUAGAAGAAAGUGAUCUAGGUGUUAUCAAAACUCCACUGCUAAAGCAUGUAACUGGAAUGUUUCCACAGCUGCCUCAAUCAGUGGAUUUAUAUCUUAAACUGGAAAAUACACAGACAACAGGGUCAUUUAAAAUAAGAGGAGUAGCUAAUCAAAUGAAAUUCUUGCCAGAUGAUGUUAAAACUGGGGAAAAGAAAUUAAUAACAAUGUCAGCAGGGAAUUAUGGGAAGGCCUUUGCUUACGCUUUGCAAAAACAUAAAUUAUCAGGAUUAUGUUUAAUGCCAAUUACAGCACCACAAAGUAGAGUGGAAUUAAUCAAGGGAUAUGGAAUUAAAGUAGAACAAUCACCAACAUCCGAGAUACAGGCUUCAGUUGAUGAGUAUGUCAAGGAGAAAAAUUACAACUUUCUUCAUUCUUUUGAUGAUUUAGAUCUAAUUGCAGGCUAUGGAAGUGCAUCCCUAGAAAUAUUGGAAGAGGAUGUAAAGCCAGAUAUUGUAUUGGUAUGUUGUGGAGGCGGAGGUCUAGUGUCAGGAGUAGCUUCUGGUUUCAAACUUUCAGGAUUAAAAGACUGUCGGAUAUACGCUGUUGAACCCGAAGGGUCACCAACCAUGUAUGAAAGUUAUAAAAAAGGAAGUCCUGUUACCAUGAGAGUGAAAUCGAUAGCUGGAGGUUUAUCACCACCUUAUGCUGGUACAAAAGCUUUCCAACAUUGUAAGAAAUAUGUGAAAGAUGUAAUACUUGUAUCAGAUCAAGAAAUUUUAGAUACUAUGCAACAGUUCCAUAAAAGAGGACUUGUGGUGGAGCCAUCAGGAUGUGCAGCAAUGGCGGCUUUGUUAGGUGGACACGUUCCAGAUAUUGAGGGAAGGAAAAUUGUUGUAUUUGUGACAGGGGGGAAUGUAACACCAUCAGAAAUGGUGUCCUUAUUACAGUAGAGAGUAUUUUUUUAAUAUAGAUAGGGAAAAAAAUCAUAUGACAGCCAAACGUCCUAAUUAAUGUGGGUUAAACUGAACAGCAUAAAUGAAAGAAACCUACAUUGAAUCAAGUGACAAAUUUUAUUGUGUCUGUGCAAUUGUUAUUUUGUUAAACGUUUAUUGUUAACCUAUUUUUAAUAAAGGAAUUUUUAUCAUA